Oncorhynchus mykiss (rainbow trout) is the source of this 2339-nucleotide messenger RNA. RefSeq names its product calcium homeostasis modulator protein 5. Gene Ontology annotation, molecular function: monoatomic cation channel activity. Gene Ontology annotation, cellular component: plasma membrane. The record is from RefSeq and is a predicted model, not a curated record. NCBI's taxonomy places the organism in Eukaryota, Metazoa, Chordata, Actinopteri, Salmoniformes, Salmonidae.
CCUCACUGGAUUAAGUGGGUGGACAAGGGUGGGGAACAGAGAUACAGUGAGGAGAAGAAGGAGGAGUUGGUGAGGAGGAAGAGUGAAAGAGAAAGAACAGGAAGGAGGGAAAGGGAGGGGCAGAAAUAGGCUCAAAAGAACUUCAGUGUGUUUGUCUUCGGCUCAAACAGCACAGGGAGUGGAGUGAGUGUUGGGAGACGCAACCGUUUGCGUCUAAACUAUUUCACCGCUGUAUUUUUCCUCUUCAAAUUCUCCAUUCUCUUUGCAUUAUUUUGGUUUUUGCGGAGCGUGCGUGACAAACCCCUCGUCGACACCAUGGAUAACUUCCAGACCGUCCUGCGCUUUUUCAUGAACCAGAAGGCCACCAUUGGCUACAGCUUCAUGGCCAUCCUGACCAUCGGGGGAGAGCGAAUCUUCUCCAUGGUCUCAUUCCAGUGCCCCUGCAACCACGACCAGAACUUUGCAUACGGCCUGACCUUCCUGUUGGGCCCGGGCCUGGUGCUUCUGGUGCUGGGUCUUUUCUUCAGCAGCAGGCUGUGGCGCCUCUAUACUGGCUGUUGCCUAAACCCCAUUAAGCUAUGCCCCAGGGGCAACUGUUUCGGCUGCCUCAAAGUGUUUGUCAAAAUCUUCUCCGGUGCCUGUGUGGCCCCUAUCAUGUGGCUGUGUGUGGCACUGUUGAACGGGACCUUCUACGAGUGUGCCGUCAGCGGGCUGGAUGAUAACCUGGUGGUGGAUCUGUUCUGUAAAAACAAGACCUUGAUGUGCCGGGAGGAGUUGGCCCGCGUGCCCUGCAGCAAGUCCAAGCUGCCCAGCGACGAGAACAUGGAACUGUUGCUCAUGUUCCGGGCUCAGUCACAGAUACUGGGCUGGUGUAUUAUCAUCAUUUCAGCCGUUCUAGGGCUCCUCGGGACCUGCUACACCAACUGCCGCUCAAAGGUCAGCUACCUGCAGCUCACCUUCUGGAAGCGCUACGUAGAAAAGGAGAAGGAGCAGUUUGACACAUUCGCUAUGGAGUAUGCAUCCAAGCUGGCCGAGAGGAACCUAAAGAGCUUCUUUGAGAACCGUGACCCGGAGAUAUUCCCAUUCCCCAACCACAAGGCAUGGGAGGAGAUCUCAGCCCUCUACACCUUCUCCAAGAGUGAGCAGUGCUACAGCACCCUGCAGAGGUAUGUGGAGCGUGAUGACCGAGACUACAGCCCUGAGAAAAGACCAGUCAUGGAGCUGGAGCACGGCAUAGAGAUGGGCUGAGAGAGGGGCAGACAAUGGCAGAGUAUGAAUUAUAGUAUAUCCUAUUUGUUUUACCUUUCUAAAUGACAUGCAGUAAAUGCAAUAGAUUUAACUCACAGACUGAGAAGAAGCGUUGUUGCCUGCAUUUCCCCCAAAGCACUGACAUAUACACAGGGCACCAUUCAGAAAGUUAUUACCAGUGACACAGCAGUGAUUUACCAAAGAAUGCAGCCAUUGCAGAAGUGGUGAAACAGUAGGGCUUCUUGUCUGCUGCAACCCACAGUUUGUGAAUGGUCAUGAACACUAGCUGAUGCAAUGUCCCUGUCAUAACAAACACUUUGAUUUGACAAAGUCUCCUCUACCUCUCUUUGACAUGCCUUUGAAGCAUUUCAUUCACUUUACUGGUACAUAAUGGUAGGAGAGCUAUUGUAAUUGUAUAGCUUUAAUUGGGUAUUUUGUGUGUAAUAUUGCACCACACUAUGAAUGCUACAUGAAUGACAGAGUUGUACCAUGCAAUUUGCUUGAAAUGUUUACACAACUCAAUGUUUACAUUAUUAUGACAACCUGAGCAUUAUAAAGUGUCUUUCUAUGGCACUACAAGCGAAGCAGCUCACUUUAUAUUUUAUGUUAAUUUGGGAAUAACUCUGCCAUUACUACCGUCCUGUUCAAUUAUUGACAUCAAUAGUAGAGGUAAUAAAUCAUGUAUGACAUACGGGAUAUUCUCACUGGAUUCUACAAAAAACAUUUGUUGAACCUGUUUCUUUUUUUUCGUUCUCCUUUCUAACAUCUGUAAAAUCCCUACCAUGUAAUGUGUAAGCACUAAAUUAACAUGUACAUAGAACAUUAUUUGGACAUGUUGCAUCAUGCCUGAUAAAAAAACAAACAUUUUAGGGUGGUGAGUUUGUGUGUAAAAACGGUCCAUAUUCCACCAUGUUUAACUAAGAGGGGGAGAAUGCAGCCAUAUCGGUGUAGUUAUAGUACCUUCAGAAAGUAUUCAUACACCAUGACUUGUGCCACAUGUUGUUAUGUUACAGUCUGAAAAACAAAUGGAUUCAAUUGAUUUUGUUUCUCACCCGUCUACACACAAUACCCCAUAAUGACAAAAUGUUUUU